Messenger RNA from Haliotis rubra (blacklip abalone), 1580 nucleotides. RefSeq lists its product as uncharacterized. The record is from RefSeq and is a predicted model, not a curated record. Gene Ontology annotation, biological process: immune response. Gene Ontology annotation, molecular function: tumor necrosis factor receptor binding. The coding region runs from base 66 to 1265 and encodes 399 amino acids. Gene Ontology annotation, cellular component: membrane. Lineage: Eukaryota; Metazoa; Mollusca; Gastropoda; Lepetellida; Haliotidae. The transcript is spliced from 4 exons.
AGUAGUGAUUAGGAUGAACCUGCAUAGGACACAGCGGGGGAGAGCUUCACAUUCAGGACAUCAAGAUGAACAGUGAAAAUACCACAAUUUCGAUUGAACAUUUGUUCGAUGACAUGGCGUCAGAGCAGAGUCCAGACACAUCAUUAGAGAGGGUUGAUACAUCUACUGAAAUAAUUCCUAGCGGUGACACGUCUACAAGUCUGACCUUACCACCGAAUAGUCAGCAAAUCGCCGAGGACAUGUAUAUGUCACUGAUAUCCACCCCCGCGCGGACAGAGACCAGUCUGACGAUUUAUCCACCCCAAAACACAUUGGCUCUUACCUCGAGCUAUCUGAAUCCUCAGAACUCGCACCCUAGUUCUUCUGUCACGUCAUGUAAACAUAAGCAUGGCAAGGGAAGAAGGCAACAUCGGCGGAGUUCUCACGAUACUGAGAGUCACGUGGAGAACGUCAAACACAGAUACAAGAAACUGGAAAUAUGUUUUGCUGUGCUGUGUUUCCUUAAUGUGUUAAUGUUUGUGUUCUAUAUACUCACAAAUCCUAAAUACGGACCCUUCUUUUCCGACAACACAGAAGACGAUUUCUUUGAAACGGAAGGCGGCGAGCCUAAAACAUUCAAGCUCUGCACCAGAUGUCAGCCAUUGGAGGCAAAGGCAGGCUUUGAUCUUUUACAUGACAUCAAGUCUACCAAGUACCCAGACUUCUGCUGCUUCAGACGGGUGGACCAGUUGCUCCAGCUGAUUGAUGGGUAUGCCGAGAUAUAUGUCGACCAAGAAGUAGGAAAAGUGCGCAGUGAGGUGAAAUACAACAUUACUACCGGGUUGAACACAGGAAUCCCUGCCCCACGCCGCCAAGCAGCCAUGGCCCACAUGUACUACAAGGACAGCAGCGGAGAAAAGACUAAGGAUGUGAGACCCCUUCGAUGGGAGACACAGGGUGUGGACAUCCUGCUGGUGGGAAGUAUGAAGGUGUUGCGGCAGCAGCACCUGCAGGUGCUUCAGACCGGCUACUACUACAUCUACAGCCACCUGCAGCUAAAGGGAGAUGUCGAGGCCAUCCACCAGGUGAUGAAGAAUUUUGAAACGGACACGAAGAAAAAGCUCCUGUACCAGAAGUCGAGAAAAACUGACCAGACGUCCGAGCUGCAUGGACUGUUCCGCCUGGAUAAAGGAGACCUGGUCACAGUGAUAGCUACUAAGAAUGCCAUCGAGUCCGGUCAAAGGAAGAACUACUUCGGGGUUUUCUUAGUGGGCCAAAUCAUAUGAACUUGCCAAACCAGUCAAAGAAACACAAAUGUCAAGCACCUUCAUAACUACAAUUAUAGUGUUUGGAGUUUUUACGCACACCGUACAAUUGCCGGCAAUAGCUGAGCAAAGAUAUCAUACUUUAGUGUGUAGAGGAACGGUGUUGAGAUAGCAGGACUUUUGGAUAUGGAUGUAGAUGUUUGUUGCUUGAUUAAUCCUGUCAUGUUUUAGAUGUUUUCUUGCUCAACUUCUUACAGGCAUUGUGUUUUUAGUAUGAUUUAUAUAUAUUUGAACAUGUCAUUGCUUUGAAUAACCAAUAAAGUUAUGCUAAACUGA